AUGAAAAAAGCUGCCACUGUUCUUCUUCGAGAACUUCUUGAUUUAUUAGCCACUGAACGAGCCAUUCUAGAUGAACUUCUUAAAGAUUCGUCGACUGCAAACGAUACUGCCGAAACAUUGUCGAAGCGAAAUACUCUCGACAACCAACAAUUAUUAUUCUUUAGAAGUGAACAUUCAAAGAAAGUCAACAUUCCUGUGGUCGGUUAUCGUGAUUUUGAUAAUCGCGAUGCACUGUUGAAUACUCUGAAAACCGCUGAAACAACUCAAAUGGAUGCAAUUCUUCGAUCGCAUGUUUCACUCAAAGAUAUUCACUUACAGACGAAUUCCUCGAAUGAGAUUGAAGCUGAAAGAUUAGUUUUGACAAAUACUGCUCUGGAAAAUGUUUCUAAAAUUCUCGAAGUGCUUGGCAAUCCUAUUCCGACUCUCUUAGAAGGUAGCACAGGCGUUGGAAAAAGUGCCAGUAUUAUCGAAGCUGCAAAGCAGUGUAAUCGACGACUUCUCCGUUUAAAUAUGUCAUCACGUAUAACAAUCGACGAUCUUCUGGGCAAAGUGAAAUUGAUUGCCAAUGAAAAAAACCCAUUCGAAUUCGAGAAAGGACAAUUUACACAAGCAUUUGAAAAUGGUUAUUGGAUUCUUCUCGAUGAACUGAAUUUAGCUCAAGAUACAGUACUACAAGCCAUAGAGUCAGCAUUAGACACGCGCCGUUUGAUUCUUCGUGAUUCAAGUUCGGCUGAACAAGCGAUUCUUAUUCUAUCGAUGCAUGAAAAUUUUCGAUUAUUCGCCACGCAAAAUCCGAGUAGUGGCUUUUUCAAAGGAAAACGAGAAAAGUUAUCCGCAUCCUUUUUGAGCCGCUUUCGACCUAUUACCUUUAAAGAGCUGCCUGAGCAUGAAUGGUGUGAAAUAGUCAGAAAUCGAUUGAAGAAAUAUAUUCCUGACGAAGCCGAAGCCUAUGCAGAACUGAUGGUAAACCGAUUUCACAUGAAAUUACGAGAAGAAUAUAAUCGUCCGGACAAAGCUUCGUUAGAAAUAGGCCCUUACACAGAGAUCACUAUUCGUGAAUUGCUCAAAUGGGUCGAUAUUUUCAUUUGGCAAAAAAACAACAGCUCCUGGCCAUCCGAUGCAAGCGAACGAUCUGCUCUGCUUAGCUUCAGCGCUUGGUGUAUAUAUGGUGCUCGAUGUCGUGAAUCAGGCAGAACCCUAAUAGAACGUCUGUUGACCGACAAAAGUAAAUGUGGAUGGGGUUUUCGAAGUUUGACAGAAAUUCAAAUAACAACAAAUCCAAAGGAAAAUCGGCUCAUGUUUGAUGAUGUAUCCUGUUCCAUUCCAGCAAAUAUUCGAAUUUUUAAUCCACAAAAAGAAUGGCAACGUAUUGUAGAUUCUCAGGAUCUAGACUGUCCAUCUUCUUUUAAUCAAUUGGCAUGGGAUUCUGCCAUCCAUGUUCACACGAAAAUUCAUCAAUCACUAUUCGAUCGAGAAUUCAUUCUAGCACAUGGCAUUUAUCGUGUUAACGUUACAUGGCUAUGGGAAUGGCUUAAAUCAGCUGUUCGUACUCAGUGUCUCGCUCACGAAAAGGAGUUUGCUGUAUAUGGUUGUCGCAUGUAUCAGAGUCGAUUUCGUCAUGAGAAAGCAAGAGGAAUCAUUCGUCAGUGUUUUAAAGAGGUAUUUCCACGUAUUGAUUUCACCACUAUUACAGUCGAGCCACUUUCUAUUCUUCCCGAAAUUCCUUAUGUAUUAACAAAUCGUGUCAUUGCUACCCUGAAACAGGUAUGUUUCAAUCAACGCACCAGACAACCAAUUCUUCUUACUGGUACUGAAGGUUGUGGUAAAUCAGAAUUGUUGCUGAUGUUAGCUUGGCUUUGUGAUCAAUCGAUCGAACAAUUGAAUAUCACUCCUGAAACAGAACCUUCUGCUCUGAUUGGGCAAAUCAUUCCAAAUGAUAGAGAAAAUGCCAAUGAUCCUAGAGAUCCAAAUAAUGGAAAAAAAUUAAUCUGGGAACAUGGUUGUGUGAGCAGAGCCUUUAUCGACGGUCAUUGGGUUCUACUAGACAAUCUAAACGUUGCUGAGUCUUCUGUGCUUGAACGACUGAAUCCAAUUCUUGAACAGAUCCCAGAUCUAACCUUAGCAGAAAAUUGUGAAACGGAUCGUCGACCUAUGCAUGAAAAUUAUCAACUCGUUGCAACAAUGACGCCACCAAACUCUCGACUACAAUCUUCUCAAGCUACUUCGAAUGAAUUAUCACCUGCACUGUACAAUCGCUUUGCGGUGGUGCAUAUGCCAGAUAUUUCGUUUCAAUUGAAUGAUCAAUCAUCAGAAUUAUUGGAGUUCAUUAAAAUCCUUCUCUCUGAUGAACCCGAAACGGAUCAUGCCUUAACUGUGCGAUUCUGCGGAAUGAUCUUACAAUGCUACAAAGAAAAUCCAAAAUGUUUUCCACAGCUAACAUUAAGAAAUUUUAUUCGACUGUUUGACAGUGCUUAUCGUUUUCGAAUGAAAUUUAAUUCUGAAUUGAAUUUUCGUUCCAGUCUUUGGACAGCCUAUCAAGUAACGAUUGCCAACCAAAUCAAAAAUGAAACUAUUCAGAAGCAACUGAGCGAAAAUAUUCAAAGCUUACUGACGAAUGAACGAAAAGCGGGUCAACUUCGUCAACCGAACUUUCUUGAAUGGAUGAAGAAAAAUGACAACUAUGUAUUGACACCGAGUCGGGAAGCCUAUGCUAAUGCCGUGCUAGGUGCUGUGGCUUGUAAUAUUCCUCUUCUACUCGAAGGUCCAGCUGCUGUUGGUAAAACAGCAUUGAUCGCAGAUUUGUGUGAAAAUCUCAAACCGCGAACCAUCAAUCCUUCUUCGGAUGGGCCGAUUAAGCUUGAAAGAGUAAACAAUUCGGAUACAACAACAGUACAAGAUUAUCUUGGCACCUAUUUACCAAUGAAUGAAUCAUUUGUUUUUCAAAAAGGUACUUUGUUUCGUGCAAUGGAGAAUGGAUGGUGGUUUCUAGCUGAUGAAUUCAAUCUUGCUGAUCCAUCAGUUAUGAGUAUGCUUUUUCCUUUACUAGAAGGAAAAAAUCAAAUCGUCAUUCCAUCUACUGGCAAAGUGAUCAUUGCGAAAGAAGGUUUUCAAUUUUUCGCUACUCAAAACGAUGCUUCUUAUGCCAAUCGACACGCUUUACCUGUAUCCUUGCGCAAUCGUUUUCUUGAAGUUCAGUUCGAUGAAUUUCCAAAAGAAGAACUAGCCGAAAUCAUUGCUCGACGCAAAGAUAAAAGCCAUCAGGAACCAAUCGAAAUGAAACGGGAGACAAGUGUCUAUUUAGCUAAAUUUUAUCACCAAGUGGUCGCAAGUCGUUUGCGGAUUACUUUUCGUGAGUUGGUGAAAUGGAUUCAUCGACAUGCAAUCUUCUCGCCAAAGAAGGAAAUUUGGCCAAUUAUUGGUGCAUCCUUAUUAGGAGCAAAAUAUCCUCUCAAAUCGCCGAUUCGAGAAGAAUUAUUCAACCUUUUCAAAAGUGUCUGGUCCAAUUCAACACCUUCGAUUGAAUCGACUGCUCAAAUCAAACAAAUUGGAGACGCUGUUCAGAUAUCGGAAGGAGCGUUAAAUCAUACAAUUCCAAAUAUGAAAUUAGAUGGAAGUUGUGUCCUAACAGCACCAGAACCGUUUCAGCGCGCUCUAGUUCGGCUAGCAUUUGCGGCCCAAGCACACGAGCCAGUACUUCUUGUAGGACCGACCUCAUGUAAAACACUUCUCAUCGAAACGUGGGCUCAUCUGAUUCAACGAUCAUCUGAUCUCAUCAAAGUUCAUUUGACACAGGAUACCGAAGCCGGUGAUCUCAUCGGUGAAAUUCAACCAUCUUCAUUUCUGGAUUUACUCAAACGUUUGCCGGCAAUGAUUGAACAAGUGUGCCGUCGAUUCGAAAUACUUUGUCAAGAAAAAUACAACACGAACAUAUCAGAUCAUGACGAGAUCUUUCUGGCUGAAAUUCGUCAAAACGACAUUCCCAUUCUCACUCGAUUCAUAGAACAAUUCGAAUCGGCUUAUUCUCAAGAACAAGAAUUCCUUGCUCAAAAGGAGGAAAAUCAAGCAAAUUUGGAUGCUAUAGUGGCACAAACCUAUGCACUGCACAGACAAGCAACUAUCGAUACUAUAAAAAUCCCCGAUCAAGAAAUCAUCCUUGAAUAUCCUCGUGAUGAUCCUCAACUAACACCUCUUCCUACAGAUUACGACGAUGAUGGUGUACCGGAAUACGAUAACGAUUAUCAGCCGACGGGUUAUCUCUCAUCGAACUUUCAGUCAUCUUCGUCAAGCGAUCGCAUUUAUCACCACACGAUCUCGAUUUCUGAUCAUGAUGACGCGACAUAUGAUCUGGAUGAUGACGGAAUGUUUUUGUCAAAUUCGGCAAUGGAAUCAACGAUUUCAACGAUGCAAACAACAACUUGUGAAUUGAAUGAUGGAAUGGACGAAUCGACGGCUGUGACUGAUUCCGCUGAAGCAUACGAAUUAAAUGAUGGUAUGGACGACACAAUCCAAGACUCAACAGACGGCUACCUACCAGAUGAUGGAAUGGAAGAAAGUUCUACCAACGACACAUCUGAAAUGGCCGGUGAACAUGUAGAGAGCGAAAAUAAUCUUGAUAACGGACAGUCUCAACCGGCAACCACCAAGCACUAUCAAUCCAAACGAAAAAUUCAAUAUCCUCAGGAACUACUUGAUGUAAUGAUGAAAAUUCUGAACGACUUUCAAAUGAAAUUUACACCAGAUGAUGAAGUUUGUGCGGACAAGACACUGCAAGAUUAUUACAGAAAAUUGAAGAAAACGUGGCAAACUCUGACAGCCAAUGAUUUAAAUCAUACAAAACCCAUCUUUAUAUUCAAAGACGGACCAGUGACGACGGCAGCUAAACGAGGAUGUAUUCUGGUUCUGGAAGAUCUCGAUUUGUCAAGUCAAGCAGUCAUCGAACGAUUGAAUUCAAUGCUUGAACCAAGUCCAACCUUUGCGCUCACUGAAGAUAUCACUUGUCAAACAGAUCAAGGUCAAUUAGAUGUCGUCUUAUCAAAUCAGUUUCAAAUCUUUGCCACUGUUCAUCAGGAUCAAAUUCAUCAAGUUCUCCGCUUGAGUCCAGCUACUCGGUCACGAUUCACUGAAAUUUAUGUUAACGGGUAUUCUGAUGAUGAUCUAAGAAAAUUAGCGGAAAUUGAACUUGUUAAACUAGAUACGAGUUUAGAAUCAGUGAAAUCCUUGAUUAAAAUGAUGUUCUCAUUGAGAGAAAUAGUCGUAACAGACCCCGAAUGGAAAAUGAAGGUUGAUAUUCGAUUGCUCUUCCGUUGGACGGAUUUUAUUCUUCAUCAUCCUUCGGCUAUUUCAGUCGAACAACGGAUGUUUCUUGGUGCACGCUUCUUUUAUUUUGAUCAACUACCGAUGCUGCGACAUAUUUCUUUAUUUGAACAAUGGUUGAAAACGAUGCCAUCAUCCACAAACACAUACGAAGCAUACAAACACAUAUUUGAACCACCCAAUGAUUCUCAUGGAACAGCCAGUUUGAAAAUACGGAAUCUUGAUGAUCGAACAAUUUAUUUUCCAUUCAUACUGGGGAAAGAUUACAUUGGUCUUCGUUAUACCGGUGUUAUGUGUCGAUACCAAUUCGAAACAGAAGAAGAUGAAUCACAGAAACUAGAAGCAUUGAAAAGUCGAUUUCUAUCAGUUCCAACAGCGACAUUUCUCAAUCAAAUGGCACGAAUCUUUGCUGCAACAGCAUCUAAAACGCCGCUUCUUCUCGAAGGUCCACCAGGUAUUGGAAAAACUCAUGUUGUCAAGCAAGUUUGUGGGUUAUUGAAUAAAGAAUAUGAAAGAAUCAAUAUGUCGGCCAAUACCACAUUGGACCAAUUAAUUGGUUGUAUUAUUCCUCGAGUUAUCAAUGGUGUUCGAACCUUUCAAUGGCAGCAAGGACUUGUUCUUUCUGCUAUUCGUGCUAAAAAAUGGAUUCUAUUGGAUGAACUCAAUUUAGCAUCACCAGAAGUUCUCGAGGGUUUGACACCUUUAUUUUAUCGCGGUGUUACACAAUAUAUGAUACCAAACAGUGGUGAACUAGUCGAUAUGAAAGACGUGCUGAUCUUUGCCACAAUGAAUCCAUCUACCAUUUGUGGUGGUCGAACGAAACUUCCACGCUCCAUCAGUAAUCUCUUCACCAUUGUUCAACUCGAAGAAUAUUCGACUGAAGAAUUGCGUUUGAUUCUCAAUGGAGAAUUUACCCGUGAACUUGCGCAAGGAAAAAUAAACAUGGACCAUCUGGAUGCAGUCUUCGCUAUGCAUAUGUUUUUGAAAAAAAUGGUGGAUGACGGACAAUUGGGUCGAGUUGGUGGGCCGUACGAAUUAAAUCUACGUGAUUUGGCCAAAUUUCACGAUGUUUUUCAACAUUCCAUUGAUAGUCAAAUAUCUCAUUAUCGUUAUUUCAACGUUACCGAUGAUUCAACGGAGACGAAGUCUGAUCAGAAAGCAGCUGCUUUCGGUAAUAAUCAUAGCAUUCCAAGUCAAUCAAUGAUUGAUGAUUCUGAUCCUCGAAUUUUACCCAUUCGUAAAUUUGCUCAAGUUGUUUAUGCUUGUCAAUUUCAAGGUGAAGAAGAUUUUCAUCAAGUCUGCAACAUCAUUAAGAAUCAGUUUCCCAUCAAUAAAACGUUGGAAAAACGUGAAGACGAUUCAACGAUUGAUGAUACGGUUGCUUCCAUCGUUCGUAUUGGAUCGGUUUACAUCAACAAAGGUUCGCUGCUUUCAUCAAAUAACGACAUUGAAUUGAUUCAUACAAAGAAAACCAUUCGUCAACUAGAAUUAUUAGCCAGUGCAUGCCAAUCGAAACGAGCGAUCUUGUUAGAAGGAGGAAUCUGUUCAAGAAAGAGCACAUUAGUGAUGGAAUUGGCGCGUUUAACUCGUAAUCGUCUGUUAAUUCUUCCUCUCCAUGAAAAUUUUGAAACGGCUGAUUUGAUUGGAUCGUGGUUACCGACAACAAAAUUAGCUCGAGAAAAUCCAAUUUUCGCUCGAAUCGAUCAAAUGUACAAACAACUAACGAAAUUUCUUUUACUACUGAUCAUGCCAUCAUUGCCUGAAGAGAACAAAACAAAAUUUGUUGAUUUCAAAAAUAUUCUGCAAUGUCGAACAUCAAUCAAAGAAAAACAACGAAUGGAAUUGCUCGAAGAAGAAGUGAAUGGAUUGCAGAAAACGGUCGAUCUUCUCGAUCAUAUUUCUCAAAUUGCAACCAUCAGCAAAGAAUUGAAACUUCAUUUAUUAUCAUUCAUCACUCAAUUAUAUUAUUUUCAAGAGAAAUUAGGCGAACUUCGAGGAAACAUGUUGGGUAAUCAAGAAAAAAUCGCUUUUGAAUUUGUUGAAUCCGAAUUUGUCCGAGCCAUUCGAGAAGGUUGGUGGGUUCUAUUAGAUAAUGUCAAUAGUGCACCAUCCGAAGUGAUUGAACGAUUGAAUUCUUUAAUGGAAGAAAACCCGAUGUUAACUUUGUAUGAAAAUUCCGAAGGAAAAAAACUUGAGAGAGGCGCUGGAAUUCAUGAGAAUUUUCGUUUAUUUGCCACAGCUAAUAUCAAUCGUGUCUAUUCCAAUCGAUUAUCUUCGGCUUUCCUCAAUCGAGUCAUUCGUAUUUGGUUACCAAUGAUCGAUGAUGUUGAUCUCAAACGAGAUUUACGUGAAAGUGAUCUUUACGAGUUAGUCUCUCAACAGCUGAGUCAAAUUCCAGCCGGAAAACAAUUAGCACAUCUGCUCGUUUUAACACACAUUACUGUGAAGACUGCCGUUCAAGAAAAUCGAUUGAAAUAUCCAACGGAUUUCUCGAUCACUUAUCGUUUACUUGAACAAUCUGUUCAAACCAUGCUCUCCUUAAUUGAACGUUCAAUUCAUCCAGUUGAUGCUUGUUAUUGGUCAAUUCUACGUUCGUAUUGUUCGUCGUUGGAAAAUGAUGAACAAUAUCGAUCCUUUGUUCAUCAAUUACAACGAACAAUCAAAGAAGUGAAUCUCACUCAAUCAACGACAAUUUUUUCUUCACCAUCCGAUGAACUUGAUCGACAAAAACCAAUUUGGUAUCAACAAUCCCAAAUGAUUCGAUCAGCGAUGGUUCAAUUCGAAGAAUAUUUUCUUGAAUUCAUCUUCACUGCUAUUCAUAUUGUUCUUCAAGAUCAAACAUUUCUCAAAAAUGCGGUUGAUCUUCUCAAAUUGUUCAUCGAUCAUCUUCUCAUUCCACUGCAACCCAAUGAUAUCCUCUUAGUGCAAAUCAAACAAAAUCUUUUCAAUCAAACACCAACAUCAGAAGAAUUCCCUCGAAUUUUAACUGAACUUAGUCAGAAACACAAUUUAACGAUGCGAUUCAAUUUGAGCGAAGUGAAGAGUGUCACCUAUUCGAUCGAUCAAUUAAUCAACGAUCUAAAGACUUUAUUUCGAUCGAUUUUCGAACAAUUAAAUGAAGAUUUAGAAAAAUUCAUUGCAAAUACAUCUUUGAAAGAUCAUUCUGAACGAUUAGACUUUCUUCGUCGUGUUACGUCAAUCAUUGAGACUUUCGAAAGAUUCUUUAGUGAUCCAAUCUUUGUGAGUUUUGAUAGUCAAACAUCUCUAUUUCAAUUCAGUUCUCAAUCACUUCAAAUCAUUCGACCCUUAUUGAAAUUGAAAAACAAAUCUCGAUCAUUUGAAUUAUUUGAAGAUGCGGCAUUUCUUGAUGUGAAAGAAAAAUUUCGAAAUCAUCUCUAUCAACAUUUCGAUGCCAGUCUGAUUUGGUCAUUUGAACGUGUUCAAAAUGAUCCCAUUCGAUCAUCUCGAAAAGAUCUUCGCCAACUCGUUUCAUAUAUGGUCAAAGGUGAUCGACCAAGAGCCAUUGUCAGUCCUAUCGAACAUUAUGCCACUAUUUUGGAAUGGAUCAGUUUACAAUGGACAUUGGAUGAUUAUUUACUCGAUUCUGUUCGACAUGUCUUACAACGCAAUGUCACUUUAUCUGUCGAAUUCAUUGAAGAGUGCGAAUUAAAAUCGUCGUGCAUGGAAUUAAUUUAUCAAUUGAGUAAACUGUUGGUCGAAAUGGUCAAAGGACUCCCCGCUGAAUCAACUUCUGUGAACACAAAAUUUCAGCAAGCCGAACUAAAUUUGACAGCUAAAGAGAAAGAACUAGGAAAAAAACGAGAAGAACUAAAGAAAUUCGAAGAACAUCUCGCACGAAAUGCAAAAAUUCAAACGUCACAACCAAGACCUCGACCACCCAUGAUACGUGAAGCAUCCGUUUUUCAUCCGGACGGUCUUCAUUCUCCUAGUGAACACGACGGACUAGGAGCUGCAGUCAAUCAAUUAGAACUAAUGGUGAAAAGUGCCAAAGAAGAAUUGAACCAACGUCAAAUAGAACGUGAAAAAGUCAUUGAGAGAGCGAUUGCUGCCCGUCAAAAACUUGAAGAAGGACUGGAAAAACUGCUCAAAAGUGCAGCUUAUCAAUAUAUCCAACAUCGAUUCAUCCAACCAAAUAAUAAACAUUUUCAAAUCUUUUUUCAAGCGUUGAGUCAAGCACGAUUAAAUCCUUCAUUAGUCAAUUCAGAUCAUCUCUUAGAUUUUCGUGCUGUUUUAGGAACAUCAUUUGGACAACAAUGGUUAGAAAAUGCCCAUCUCUUUGACACACCAUUAACCUAUUUUCUUUGUGGUUUUUAUUUUCUUCCUGAUUUUCCAUCGAAUCUGAAUUUUCAAAUUCUUUCCAAUUGGAAUCAAUUCGAAGAUCAAAUCGAUCUACGUCGUUGUUCAUCGGAUGUGUGGAUCUUUCUUUGUCCAAACAAAGAAGAUGGUCAAUGUUGUCUGUUAAACAUUGAAAAUGACGUUCGAUCUUGCGUUGUUCAUUGUUGGACUUUAGAAGGUUCCUUAAUCAAUGAUGAAUUAGAGAAGAUUCUCGAAAAAUUGUUUUCAAAGACUUUCACUUAUCGAAUCGAUCAACAUCAAUUACCUUCAGUUGACAAUGUCACAUUGGAUCAUAGUCUUCACAAAUUUGCCUUAGCUUCUCUCGUUCAUUUUCGACGAUUUUUAGACGCAUCGAAUACGUGGACAACGGAAAUUUCUCACCGAACCAAAUUGAUUUUCGAUCAAUUGAAAGAUUUUCUCGAUCGACAUCAACUGCAACAACAACCAUUAAUCUUCUAUUAUCAACAUAUCAAUCGAUUUGUCGAAAAACUUCGAUCAUUGAGAACUAGCUCGACUUCCAACGAUCCUUGGCAAAACAACAUUGAACAGAUGUGGACACUUUUGAAAGAAUAUGAACCGCGAUUUUCUAGUGCAGAAGCACAAAAUAUCGAAGAACAAUUGAAAUGUAGUCUGGAAUCGGUUAAACCAGAAGAUCUCAAGUCUCAAUUGAUUUUAUUAGGAGAAUUAGAAACGAUGAAAACAUUUAGUUGUAUUGCAACGAUUAAGAGAUACAUUUCGGCAGGAAUGAAACAAAUAUCAGAGAAUUGUGUUCAACAAUUUCAGUUGUUCUUCGAUUUUAUUCGAAAAAUCGAUCUUUUAUUGAAAUUAAUCAUUCAAAAUCUUUUCCAUUUUGCUGAUCAAUUUUCCAAAGAAUUGUUCGAACACACACCAACAAUGAUUGCGUUUUUUGAAGAAAUUUUUCGAUCAACAUUGAAGGUGAUUGAGAUCGAAAACGAUCAUUUACACAUUCGUGUUCGACAAAAGAAAGAAACUUUUGAAAAUUGGCAAAAACAACUCAAUGAUUAUCUCAAUCAAAUGAAUUUUCCUUCAAUAUUUUUAAAGAAAUACCAUUUAAUGCAGCUCAUCAGCAAUCUUGCUGCGCUUUUUUCUGAAAACCCAGCAAUCAAUGCAACAAACCAUAUAAGAAGAACAAGUUCAGCAGGAAAGAUUGAUCUUCGAGAAGGUCGAAAACAAGUGCGUCAACAUCAAGCUGAUAAAAUGAUUAGUAAUCUCAAUGAACAAUUAUCACAGGCAAAUCGAAUGAUUUUGCGACCCCAUCAUCUCAUUGAACAUCUUCAUACUAUUUUACAAAAAUUACGAACAUUUGAUCCUGAUGAUGAUAAUGAAACAACAUUGAAAUGGCUUCAACGAGAAGAAACACGAAUAAUGACGAAAUUGAAAGAAUUCGAACAGGAAAUCAAAGACUACACAACAUUACAAAUGAAUUUGCCACAAGAUGGAGAAAUUCCAUCGAUUGAUAAAGAUCAAUUAAGUCAGAAAGUUUCGUCUGAACAAACACUAGGACAUCAUUUGAAACAUUUCGUUCAAAACAUCAAUAAAUGUGAACAAGCAAGUCAAUUGACUGAUCUGAAUCACAUGAUUCGUUUGACUCAUGCUCAAGUAUCCGAUCAAACUUGGUUACACACGAUCAAUUUAUUGGGAAAAGAUCCGAAAAAUGAGAAACUUUCUCAGUUUUUAAUGUUUUUUCGAGAUGAUUUAGCGAUGGAACUUCAAGACGAUCCAACAAAAACGGAUCAAAUUAUUUUAGCUUACAGUCAAUUUCGUUGUGGUUUAUUGAUUGAAGAAGCUCGACAAAAUAUGUUGAUCAAUUACGAAACGAUUGCCAAUCUAUUGAAAUCGCUCAAUGAAUGGAUGAAAAAGAGUCAAUUGAAUGUCUUUAAUUUAAUUGAAACCAUCAAAAACAUUGGUGAUAAUUUAAAUCGAUUGCGAAGUCAAAUGAGAAAUUUUCGGAUCGAUGCAAUUUGUAAUGUUUUACCGAUUGACCUUCGACCAGAAGAUAUCUUUUCCCUUCUCAUUCCUGAAUAUACAUCCCAUGUUCGACUAUGUUCGGAAAAAUUCGAUCAAAUUGGUCAAAAACUUUCUCAACGAGUCAAUCAAGUCGAGUCGAUUAUUUUCCCUAGUAAUGAUCCCAUGACCAAAGUACAUUUUGGUUUAGCCAGUUUUCAGUAUCGAGAUGGUGAUGAUCCAACGAAAACUCAAGCGAUCUUCGAUGAUCGAAAAUGUAUUCGUGACAUUGCCAAUGGACUAACACAAGUGAUCACCGAUCUUUUGAAUAUGUGUCUUGAAACAUCGGUUGAACGGGGUGUUCUGAUGCAAAGUGCAUCCAGUAUCAAAGAAUUGUUUCCCAUUCAUUUGGCUUUAGCUUUGAUUUUAAUGAUUUUCCUCGAUCAAGCCACGAAAAACUUUGAAGAUUUUUCUGAACAUCUUAGUCGAUUAGGAAUCAAUACACUGAAAAAAGAAGAAGAGGAAUUGAAAAAUUUGAAAUAUUUAAUCAAUGAUCGUGAGAAAGAAAUAGCCCAAAUCAACACGGAACUUAAUCGAGUGAAAGAAGAACAACGCAGCGCACAACGUGAUUAUGACAAUGUUCAAUAUCGAUAUAUGAAAUCAACGAAAGAACAAAUUUUGAAUGAAUGUGUUCAACGAAAACGAGGAAUUGAAAACAAACAAAAAGCAAAAGAAAGCGAACUUUCAGAAGUCAAGGAGAAUUUCGAGAAAAAAGAAACUCGUUACAAAGAACGUCGAGAACAAGAACAACAGCGAUGGUUUGAAAUUUUGCAGAUUAUCUUCCAAGAUAUGAACAAAUCUGUUCAGAAAUGUUUAGCACAAUUUGUCACAGAUCACAACGAUUUGACUACAACAUUAAAAGGCAUCGUCAAUUUAUCUCGAGAACAAUUGAUCACAACAAAUGAACUUUCCGUUGAUCUCAAUGUCUUAGAAACGAUCAGAAAUGGAAUCGUUCAAUUAUUGAAAAAACUCGACGAACAUGGAAAAUCAUUGACAGACAAAGAUCCAAUGCGAUGUUUCAUUCAUUAUUACAUUGAUGUGAUGCAUAUUGCUCUUCAAAGUUUAUCGCAAUCCGUUUCGAAUUGGAAAAUCUUUUCCGAAAAAUUACGAUCCGAUUCUAUUCGAGUUUAUGCAGAAAAAAAUCACAAACCACUCAUUCAUCAAUUGACCAAUGCGACCUAUGACGAAUGUCGUCGUUUCUUAAAUCAAGUUCGUUCAGGUUUUGAUCAGAACGAAAUUCUUAAACUUGCUCAACAGAUCGGAAAUGAUGUUCAUCAGAAAAUCAAAUCUUUAAACAUUCUUUUUAGCGGAGAAUUUAGUGAACAAAUGGAAGAUUUAUUAUUCGAUUUUGAACGAUUUAUUGGCAAUUUCUUAGUGAUUGGAUGUCGUUAUUCUCAGUUUCAACGUGGAAAUCGAGAGGCUCUACAUGACAUUUUGAUCAACAUGACCAAUAAUGAAAUCGAUCGAGAUUUACCACGAAAUGAAAUCGAUCUCAGAUAUCGAACAAAUUUUAGUUCAAAAAAAUAUUAUUUUGAAUAA
Molecule: messenger RNA, 13233 nt
Organism: Rotaria sp. Silwood1
Lineage: Eukaryota; Metazoa; Rotifera; Eurotatoria; Philodinida; Philodinidae
Source: the annotation of a GenBank genome assembly